AUUGCCUUGCAGGCUCUCGCGCCGAAAGUGAGCCCAAUCCUGGCGCCAAUCUGUGAGAAUGGCUCAGAGCUGCCACCACCAACAAUCAGCACAAGAGACAACUAACUUUGAGUGCUGACCAUGACGGAUCCUACGGCUAAUGGCAGCGGUGGAGGCACGCCUCAACCGUGGUUAUCAUCCACCACGACGCCUCAAGGAAAUGUCAAUAGCCACAUGCCAUUUGCGUCCACUACCACAAUUCGCCCACAGAUGAUGUCUGUCCCAUCUCUUGUCAGCAAUCGAGGACGGAAAAAAGUAACUCCCUCCACAGCACUUCGGCGACCUCCCCUUGCUGCGGCUUCCGCACAAGCAUCUGCCUCUGUGGUGCCAUUAUCCAUCACAAAAUCUACAUUAUCUACCUCCAAAGCACCCAGCAAGGCAUUAUCUUCGUCCUCCUCCUCAUCUCACUCGUCUAUAGAAAAGAUCAAAUCCAAGAAAAAGUCCAAGAAAUACAUUGACUGGCCCUCUUCCUCUGCCGAUGCAUUGCCCAAGCUCGCUCCUCUCUUGCUGGAACGACUGCAAGAUAAUAGUCUCGAAUUUCCCAUCAAUGAAGAAUGCACGGCUCUGACCUUGUCGCCCAGUGGUCGUCUCAUGAUUGCCUGCUUUCCCGAUGGUACGAUUCGGCUUUUUGACUUGACUGGAACCUUUUCAUCCUCCUGUUGUGCCACUCCCACUAACAGCAGCAGCAGCAGUAACAACAAUCCAAAGGGCAAGCUGGAAGAUAACUUGUUUGACAUGGACUCGUCUUCCGAAGAGGAAGAAAUGGACAAUGACACCAAAUCUCCCCAUGCGGCUUCUUUUCAACAAGAACAAGAGGAUACUAGUCCCAAACGAGGAGGACGCAAUCGCUUUGUAUUGUCCAAAGAACAUCAGCGUUUUGGGACGGUGGCAUGUCAGAUUCAUGCCAAGGGGGUCAUUACAUCCUUGCUCAUGGAUGUGGCUGUCGCCGAAGAUGGACAAUACUGUUUUGCCGGGGUUUUGCGUGGGACACAAGAAAUGGUGGCCGUUCAUCUGGGGGCUGUGGAAGCGUUUCUCGACAAGCACCUCCGGCAACCACAAGAGCACAUUCCAGAAUUGCUCGACUUGAUUUCCGUCUAUCGGUGUUCGGAUGCCAAAUUACGAGGCUUUGGGGCGUGCACGCGAGUCCGCAAUGGGACACGGUCCCAUCCACAGUAUCUCCUCUUUACCGGCAAGGCCAUCAAGAACAUUCACAUUUGGCGAUUCACACCACCGACAGAUCCAACCCUGAGCACUUCCGAAGAUGACGGGACAUGGACACAGCUAUAUGAUACACAGACCAAUGGCAACAGCAUCAAGCUGUUGCAGUUUCGAUACGACCCGAAUGGAUUGUUGCAAGGGAUUAGCAAGAGCGAUGAUCAGAAACUGCGAGUGUGGGAUUUGUCUUUUGAACAACACCAAGGCGAUCCCAAGAACCCCUUCUUUUCCAGGUGCAGUGUCAUUCAAAAGUUUGCCAAGGAACAGCGUAAGAGAAUCAUUCACAAGGAGCGCCCCACGAAACCGCUCUACAGCGAUGCCACAUCGUCCGAAGCAACGGCGACAGUGUGUGGUGGUUUUGCCUUUUGCUAUAAAGACAAUCAUACGAGCCGUAUCAGCAUUGUCAAACUGGACGUGCCAGACAUUACAUCGCCCUACAAUCAUUCCGAGCUCGCCUUGCCGGGAAGCAGUAGUGGUGUACCGUCACGAAGUCGACGGCAACAACGGGGAGAACUCAAAACAAUCACCUGUGUAGCUGGAAUGGCCAUGGAUCCGUCUUAUGUCUUGCUGGAAGUCUCGGAUGGAUCGAUCAUCCAAUACUCUGACGGGAACAACGAGGGGAACAAUGGACAACCAAAAGUAGAGCGAGCUAUAUUGCCAGGGACAGGGACUGAUCCACUGCAAGACGGAUUCAGCCGCAAAAUGUGUGUUGGGAAGGUGGGCUCGGAAGGAGCAGUUUUGGCAGCCUUGAGUUGCUACAACAGCGGCAGCUCCAGAGGCACCAUCCUUUUGAGACCUAUCAACGGAGCGACAUACUCCAGCAAUCCGCGUCAGAAGGGCUUUUGGGGUUUUUCUCGUUUCGUGAAGAAGCCCAAGAAGGCCAAGUCUGCAACCACUGAGCCAAAAGUUGAAAGCACCACCAAAGCCAUACGAGUGUGUGCCCGUCAAGAGUCACCGUCACCAAUAGGGCAGCAACAAGUGGGUGAAAGCCGGGAGUCUCCAACUGCCUCGCAGCAAACGGAGCAAGGUGCUUCGAGCCCACAUCAGCCAGCCACUGAUAUCACCCAAUGGACUAACCCGCCAACGGCACAGCAAGCAACCUCCAGCCAAAAUGAUUCAACAACGGGUGUGCAGCUGUUUGGAAACCCCUCGGAAGACAAUCAUGCUUUCAAAGCUGCACCCUUGCCGAAGAAAAGGAGCCAAGAGUCACUAAUCCAUAUCGCUUCCACGACCCACUCGAUGACGAAGCCUUCAAUGCUCGCUGCAAUUGCCACUUCAAAAAGAUCAACGAAACCAACACCAAAGCUUACAAACAAGAUCUUUUCGACAUCACAAGCACCGACAUCCACUACAACCGCAAAGACAGGCGAACCGCCUGAAAAGAAACGCAAGUCGAUUGUUGACGCGCCAUCGGUCGUCCCUGAUUCUUCCGUGAAGGCCACACUGAAUGGGAUACCUAUGAAUGGGACACCAAGUGCCGUCAAAGUGGCCCCCAAGAAAAGCCACAAUGGGCAGGUCUCUCCAGACCACGAGCAAGCCGCGAUGACAUCCUCAGAGACAAAGCACAAUGUCGAAGCGUCUCCAGAUUCUCUCCCUCCCACCAGCGCAAUUCCGCCUAAGCAGAGGAAAGAGAAGCGUCCAUCGCUGGGAGACCUUGCAGCGGCCGCCCUUUCAGUGAAUACUAUGAAUAAUGAUGAGUCAACGAAGGACGCAGAACACAAUUGUUCCGCCUCAAUACGGUCUGCUACUCCACAGCCUACCAUUCCAAGACCCAAAGCAGUGGACCGAGUUCCAGCGACGCCAAACGAUACCCCAACGAAACUGCAUGGGAUGUGCGGCAGCGACACAGCUUCGGACCGUGUGCGAGCUGGAGUGAAAGAGGUCUCUCCAGAUUCGAAAGCUUCAUUGGAUGGACGUUGUAUUACUGCAUCGAAAUCAACCAGCAAGCUCUCUGUGACCGGACAAGUCAAUGCGCAACCACUGGCCGAAAACACCACGAAGUCGUCAGCUCCUUCGAUUGACAAGAGUACUAAAACCUCUCGCUUGCUCCCGAGGAACCCUUCGUCAGCGGAAGGGGCAAAGCAACGUGACAAUCGAAACUCCGUUCGAUCUUCCAUCAAAGAGACUGUCUUUGUCAAACCCAGCCAAAAGCUUCCAUCCUCAAACGACAAGGAGAACACCUCCAAUCUCCGACAUUCGAAUGGAAGCAGUGUGUCUGCAACGAAACAGAAGAGUCAGAGUGCCACUGGGCGAGACAAGGGGGACGUUUCUCGGUCAAAGCAGAGUGAUGGCAGCAAAGCCGCUUCUAAACAACAUCGCUGUCAACAGUCGGGUUCCAGUGAAAAGGGGGAUGCUUCAAUGUCCACAACCAAGCCGAAGCAAACUGAAGCGAGCUCUGGGAGUUCGACUCAACGAGCUAUUAGUCAGUUCUCUUCUUGCUCAACCCAAAUCGACAAAGACAACGCGUCAAUCACAAAACGGGAGAACUCCAGUGAUAUCAGCAGCGCUGUGGUUUCUGUGGCUGAAGAGAAAGGGUACAAGUCAGCAUCGCAACGACAGUCGGGUGCGGGGAUUUCCACUGCCACGCGGAAAGAGGAUCACUUAGCUACGGCGCGCGACAAAGAACAGGGGCCAAAGGCGCUAUCUGAUGUACCUGCAGUCGCUAGGAACGACGAUGCCAAGCAGGACAAUCAAAGCGCCUCCAAGGCCACAGGGAAACGUCGGCAUGCGGAUGAAAACGAUUCUUCAUCUGGAAACCAGAGCUGCAAGGAGAAACCGACGAAGAUUGCAAAGACCGCGGAAGCGUCAGAUGUGGCAGCGGCACCAACAACGUUCAACCAGGUCAAAAAGCCAAAGGUCCCAAAGAAAACUCAUCGUCAGUUUCCGAAUCGCGAUGCCCUUCUCGAUCAAUGUGACGAGCAAGAGGUUCGAAUCACCUUGCUGGCCAAGAACCAUUUGCCACCAUCUCCAGUUGCACAACGAAUGGGCCUUACGGAUGUCUCAACUCCAUCAGACAUAGCUUCCCGCCAGGAGCUGUCGCGCAUGAAGUUGGCUACGCAGCACCGUGCCGAACAUGAAAAGGUCCUGAAACAAUGCAUUGGUAUCUCCCUGGAUGCGAUUGAAGAGGCAAGAUGUGCCAAGUCUUUGGCAGCCGUUGAUGCGGCCGAAGAGGAAUGGAAAGACUUGUUCAGGUACUAUUAUGAAAUCUUGGAGCAAGUCCUGUGGCGACAGAAUGAAGAAGCCACCACGUUGGCUGACGAGCAAGGCUAUGAGAAUCGCGAGAGUGGCCUUCGACACACUCCGGUUCUGCAGGUUUCAUUCCCCUUCUUCAGUGUCUUCAAAGAAGUAUUUGCAUGUAUGGAUGCUGUCUUCAAAACGACAGCUCGAUGAGCUAUCAAUCCUCCUGGCUGGGAGUUAGGGAUCUGACUUAAAUGUUGUUGUCUUUUACAUGGCUUCGUUCGUUGUUACUCCUGCCAUAGAAGUAGUCUAGUCUAAUCUAUCUAUUGCUACAACUGGUGAAAAAGGCUGUUUAUUCUUUGAAUGCAUGGUUGAGCUAAGCUCGCAUUAUCAACGUC
Seminavis robusta is the source of this 4829-nucleotide messenger RNA. NCBI's taxonomy places the organism in Eukaryota, Bacillariophyta, Bacillariophyceae, Naviculales, Naviculaceae. The record is from the annotation of a GenBank genome assembly.